This is a messenger RNA of Megalobrama amblycephala (Wuchang bream), 3829 nucleotides long. RefSeq names its product zinc finger MIZ domain-containing protein 1-like. The coding region runs from base 266 to 3349 and encodes 1027 amino acids. Gene Ontology annotation, molecular function: SUMO ligase activity; zinc ion binding. The transcript is spliced from 23 exons. The record is from RefSeq and is a predicted model, not a curated record. NCBI's taxonomy places the organism in Eukaryota, Metazoa, Chordata, Actinopteri, Cypriniformes, Xenocyprididae. Gene Ontology annotation, biological process: protein sumoylation; regulation of transcription by RNA polymerase II.
CGCAGUGUGUCUGUGGAAAUAGAAUGAGCUGGAUGUAAUGUGACACUGGAAAAGACAGAGCUGCUGCUGCUCUCAGAUCAUGAGAGAACUCAACACACUUCAACAGCGCAGCGGAUACUGUCACUCAUCCUCCGGUGGGAUUUAACCGGUCAGAUGAGAAACUGAUGGAUUCGUAGCAAAUUCCUGUUCGGUCCUGUGGAUGCAGAACAUACGCAGGGACUGAGUGUUGAUGGCCGUGCGGUAGGGACAGAGAGGGUCCUGCAGGAUGAAUUCUUUCCCGUCCAUGGACAGACACAUCCAGCAAACCAACGACCGGCUCCACUGCAUCAAACAGCACCUGCAAAAUCCAGCAAACUUCCAGACGGCAGCAACGGAGCUGUUGGAUUGGUGCGGAGAUCCACGAGCGUUUCAGCGGCCCUUUGAGCAAAGCCUGAUGGGAUGCCUAACGGUGGUGAGUCGUGUAGCAGGUCAGCAGGGGUUCGACAUGGAUCUGGGGUAUCGGCUGCUAGCCGUUUGUGCAGCAAACAGGGACAAAUUCACCCCAAAAUCAGCAGCAUUGCUGUCCUCGUGGUGUGAGGAUCUGGGUCGACUUCUGCUGCUGCGUCAUCAGAAAAGCAGACAACCCGAUCCAUCUGUGGGCAAGAACCCGAUGCAAGCCAACAUCAACAACAUGAAGCCGGCGCUCUCACAUGGUGAUCCAUCAUUUCAAUAUGACUCCGUCUCCUGGCAACAAAACACCAAUCAACCGCCGGGUUCUGUGUCCGUGGUGACCACCGUAUGGGGUGUGACCAAUACGUCACAGAGUCAAGUGUUGGGGAACCCCAUGGUAAACCCAAACAGCCAUAUGAACCCCAUGACCGGAGGUAACGGGGCUAUGAACCCGGGACAGUUUACUGCACAGCAGCAGUUUUCAUCCAAGGUUAAUGCAAACCAGGCCUACAUGCAGCAGGGGAUGUACGGGAGAUCCAGCUAUCCUGGAGGAGGAGGAGGAGGAGGAGGAGGAGGAGGGUUCGGGGGAAGUUAUGGGGGAGGUCCUAACCACGCAGGUGGGAUGGGCCUGCCUUCACAGACACGCCCCCCUUCGGACUUCAGCCAACCAGCUGCUGCCGCCGCCGCCGCUGCUGUGGCUGCUGCCGCUGCUACAGCAACCGCCACAGCCACGGCGACAGUUGCCGCCCUACAGGAGACGCAACACAAGGACAUGAAUCAAUAUGGCCCGAUGUGUUCCUCCUUUCAGAUGGGACCAAACCAGGCUUACAGCACUCAGUUUGUGAAUCAGCCCGGCCCCCGGGGGCCCCCUGCCCACCCUGGCACCAUGAACAUGGGCCAGCCUCGGGGGCAGAUGCCACAGAUGGGGCCGUACGGGGGUCACCCACAGAGAAUGCCCCAGCAGGGCUACGGGUCACGACCCAUCCAGGGGUUGAAGAGACCAUAUCCUGGAGAGGGGAGCUACGGGCAGCAGUACGGACCAAAUGGGCAGUUUUCCUCUCAGCAGGGGCAGUUCCCGAACCCCGCCGCCACCAGAGGCCUCACUUCGCCCCAUUACCCCACGCAGAGGACACCGGCACAGCCCGGGACCGCAGCACAGUACCAGACCGGCAGCAUGGGACACUUCUACAAGGAACCCAGUAAUAACUUCAACACGGGGAACUUUCAUUACAGCCAGUCCAGCGUGAACGGGCCUCAGCGGUCGAUGGGCAGUUACCCCCACUCCCCGUUACCGGGUAACCCCACGCCCCCCGUGACGCCAGGAAGUAACAUGCCACAGUUUCCAUCACCAAACCAGGACAUAAAGCCCCAGUUUCCUCCCGAUAUCAAACCCAACAUAAAUGCACUGCCGCCCCCUUCAGGUAAUCCUAACGAGGAGCUCCGCCUGACGUUCCCGGUUCGGGACGGUGUGGUUCUGGACCCCUUCAGACUCGAACACAACCUGGCCGUCAGUAAUCAUGUCUUCCACCUACGGCCCACCGUCCACCAGACGCUCAUGUGGAGGUCUGAUCUGGAGCUUCAGUUCAAGUGUUAUCAUCAUGAAGACAGACAGAUGCACACUAACUGGCCGGCGUCGGUGCAGGUCAGCGUCAACGCCACACCUCUCACCAUCGAACGGGGCGACAACAAGACUUCCCACAAAGCCCUGCACCUGAAACACGUGUGUCAGCCGGGCCGGAAUACCAUCCAGAUCACAGUGACGGCCUGCUGCUGUUCGCACCUGUUUGUCCUUCAGCUGGUCCACCGGCCGUCGGUUCGAUCUGUUCUGCAGGGGUUACUGAGGAAGAGACUCCUCACCGCUGAACAUUGCAUCACUAAGGUGAAGAGGAACUUCAGCAGUGUAGCCGUGUCUGUGGCCGGUGCCGGACUGAACGCUGAUGAUGGGGUGGAACAAACGGCCAUCAAAGUGUCUUUAAAAUGUCCAAUCACGUUCCGGCGUAUUCAGCUUCCGGCAAGAGGCCAUGACUGCAAACAUGUGCAGUGCUUUGACCUAGAAUCGUAUUUAGAGCUGAACUGUGAGCGGGGCACAUGGAGAUGUCCGGUGUGCAAUAAAUCAGCUCUGUUAGAAGGUCUGGAGGUGGAUCAAUACAUGUGGGGGAUCUUAAACGCUCUCCAAAACUCAGAGUUCGAGGAGGUCACGAUAGACCCGUCGUGCAGCUGGAGGCCGGUUCAGAUCAAAUCUGAGCUGCACAUAAAAGAAGAUCCAGACGGGCUGAUGUCCAAGCGCUUCAAAACCACGAGCCCCAGUCAGAUGGUGCUGCCCAACGUGACGGACAUGAUCGCUCAGCUCGGCCCGGGAGCGUCUCCAUAUCCUAACCAGAACCAGCAGAACAACAGCACUAACCAGUUCAACAGCCCAGGAAACAGUUUCCAAGGCCACAGUAAGUUUGGUGACUAUCCCCAUGGCAACCCUGCAGCAUCAUCAGUUAGUGAGUUCGUUCAGGGGCCGCACCUGUCACACCCCCCCGCUGACCUGCUGACCUCUGAGAGCGGCCUGACACACGCGCUACGCGACACGGUGCAUCGCCCACUCAACACGGAUCAUUCCCACAAUCCCCUGCAGCACAGUAUGCAUGGUCCACCCAACAGUCAGCCGUUACAUCACAACGCCCCACCACACCCCUGCAGGCCGCCGCCCACCCAGCAGAGCUCCGUCCCCGGCAGCCACAUGCACCCAGAGAUGACCUUUAACCCCUCGCCAGCCAACCUGGAGGGUCAGAGCGGCGCUGACGCACGCGAGGCCUCUUUAGAUCUGCUGCCAGAUCUGAUGAAUCCAGAUGAUCUUCUGUCCUACCUGGAUCCUCCGGACCUUCCCAGCAGCAGCAACGACGAUCUGCUGUCGCUCUUUGAGAAUAACUGAGACUGUCAAACCCUCGACUAGCAGCUCCUCCAUACUUGACAAACACAAAUGCACUUACCGUCGUUUCCUCUUCCUGUACAGAUUUCAAAACCAGCGUGAACAGACGCGUCCGCAGAGGUUGUGCUACAAAUAAUCAUUCAUCACUAAUGCUUCACUGUAAGGUUUCAGUUCUUAACUUUAGUUAACUAUAUUCUAAAGCAUUUAGUCAUCUUAGUUAAGUUUAAGUUCAACAUUCACUAAUACAUUAUGAGCUCUCUGGUGCUCUUCUGUCAUUUUUGACUGAAAAAAAAUUACAUUUUGGGGUUUUUUUCAGAAUUUUUUACUUCAUUGGAAUGAUACAAAACUUGGUAAAGGUAAUUGCGAGUUUAUAUCUCACAAUUCUGACAUUUUUUUCUCAGAAUUGUGAGUUAUAAAGUCAAAAUUGAGUUAUAAAGUCAGAAUUGCAUGAUAUAAAGUCAGAAUUGCGAGAUAUAAAGUCAG